Molecule: messenger RNA, 1116 nt
Organism: Magnusiomyces paraingens
Lineage: Eukaryota; Fungi; Ascomycota; Dipodascomycetes; Dipodascales; Dipodascaceae
Exons: 2
Coding region: 1-1116 (371 amino acids)
Biological process (GO): post-translational protein targeting to membrane, translocation
Cellular component (GO): endoplasmic reticulum; endoplasmic reticulum membrane
Source: RefSeq, a predicted model, not a curated record
AUGACUUCAAUUACGAUCGGGCCUCCCGACCUUAAGACAGUUGAUCCGACCAUGCUGGCCGUGGCCAAGUUUCUACAUGGCAAUUCUAUUCUCAAGCAGCGCGAGGGUAUUCUCAACGGUCGCCGAUAUAUGUUUUUCAAGGUUAAGCGAGCAGUUCGUGCCCUUGAAUCCGAUAGCUACAAGAAAAGACAGGGCAAGGUGAAUAGCCGACUUCCCCCGGUGGCGUCCCAAGACCAGGCACUACAGUUGCUUCGCCAGCUGCCAUUGCAAAAGCUUGCAUUCCAGGCUGUUAAGCUGGAUACUGAUGACGCUAUUUCCAAAGGUCUGAAGCCCCGGCCUGGGGUUCCUGUUUUGCAGAUUAGUCCUCAGCAGCAGUUUUUGGAAGAUCAGUAUGUGGUUUGGUUCUACGAGCCCGUUUCGCUGCUGAGCCACUUGUACGCGGUUCUUGCCGUUGCUGGUAUUUUUGCAGUUGUUUUGUUCCCUCUGUGGCCCUUGGCCCUACGCCGAGGUGUGUGGUAUCUGUCGAUGGGUCUUCUUGGGCUGAUUGCUGCCUUUUUCGGUCUUGCCAUUGUGCGGUUGAUUUUGUUUAUGAUUACCUAUGUUGUUGUGAAGCCCGGUAUUUGGAUUUUCCCGAAUUUGUUUGAAGACUUGGGUGUUUUGGACAGUUUUGUUCCUCUGUGGUCAUGGCACGGCGCUGAUGCCAUGAGGAUCCACCGCUUGGCCAAGAAGAAGAAGAAAAGCAAACAGCAAAAGGCCCGGAAGCUGGAGAAGCAAAGGGCUAAAGAAACUGGUGGUGCUGGUGCAACAGGUGCCCCUGCAGCUGGAGCACCUGCUGGUGGCAUGCCAGGUGUUAACCCGCAAUUACUUGCUCAGUUGCAAAAGCUCAAUGCCAGGAUCCAGGCGAUCUCGGCUGAGCGUGAAAAGGCAGGCAAACCCAUGGCUCAAGAGGAGGUCCAGAAGCUUGGUCAGGCUCUUAUUGCUGAAUACAUGGGUCCCCUACAAUCUGGGGGUGCUGCUGCGCCGGGUGGUGCCCAAAGAGGUGCUCCUGCUGCUGCUUCAGCCCGUCCUGCUGGUAACAGAACUGUGAAAAUUGAAGAGAUUGAGGAUGAAGAUUAG